Messenger RNA from Maylandia zebra (zebra mbuna), 852 nucleotides. RefSeq names its product gap junction delta-3 protein-like. Gene Ontology annotation, molecular function: gap junction channel activity involved in AV node cell-bundle of His cell electrical coupling. The record is from RefSeq and is a predicted model, not a curated record. NCBI's taxonomy places the organism in Eukaryota, Metazoa, Chordata, Actinopteri, Cichliformes, Cichlidae. Gene Ontology annotation, cellular component: connexin complex. Gene Ontology annotation, biological process: cell-cell signaling.
AUGGGUGAGUGGGGCUUCAUCGGUGGAUUCUUCGAUGCCCUCCAGACUGAGUCGCCGAUGCUGGGUCGUUUCUGGCUCUUCCUCAUGCUGGUGUUUAGGAUAGUGAUCCUGGGAACUGUGGCCAGUGACAUGUUUGAGGACGAGCAGGCGGAAUUUAUCUGUAACACCCUCCAGCCAGGAUGUAAGCAGGUGUGUUAUGACUUAGCUUUCCCCAUCUCCCAGUACAGAUUCUGGGUGUUUCAUAUAGUCCUCAUUGCUACACCUUCUCUGCUUUUCCUCGUGUACGCCACACACCAGCAUAAAAAGAGUGCUAAUCCCCCCCCAUCGAGUAAAAGGUGGAGCAGCGAGAACAGAGAAGAAAAAGCUUUAAGGAGGCUUUACAUUAUCACUGUGAUCUUCCGCUUGGUGGCAGAAAUUGUCUUUCUAUUUACCCAGUGGUAUCUCUACGGCUUUGAGGUAAAAGCCUAUUUUGAAUGUAGUCGUUCUCCCUGCCCCCUGACAGUGAAGUGCUACACCUCCCGGCCUGCAGAGAAGACAAUCUUUCUCUUCUUCUACUUUAUUGUAGGGGUGAUAUCAGCAUUUUCCAGCUUUUUUGAGCUUCUUUACAGCUCUCGAAAGUGGUUUUGCUCAAAUGACGAGGACAAAAUCUACUACUGUGACUGCGAGAACCUCCACAACCUCGAGAAAGAGGAGACACAGGAGAAAUCGGGAGGAAAUACGUUGUCAGAGAGCACAGCCAGCAGUGUGAAAGUGAAGAAGGGAUCAGUGAGAAGCAGCUCCGGUCGAAAGGUCUAUUGCAAGUGCAAGAGUCCAAGAGGAAAAUAUGUGAGAAGGAAGAUGCUUAUGGUGUGA